Cladophialophora immunda is the source of this 2539-nucleotide messenger RNA. RefSeq lists its product as uncharacterized. Gene Ontology annotation, molecular function: lipid binding. The transcript has a single exon. The record is from RefSeq and is a predicted model, not a curated record. Lineage: Eukaryota; Fungi; Ascomycota; Eurotiomycetes; Chaetothyriales; Herpotrichiellaceae. Gene Ontology annotation, biological process: mitochondrion organization; phospholipid transport. Gene Ontology annotation, cellular component: ERMES complex. Bases 370 to 2196 code for a protein of 608 amino acids.
GCAAAGAAUUUCUUGGUCUUAAUCUCGGUACUUGGUCCUGGGGGUCCAACAGCCAGGAUACAAUAACAACCACGACCAAACGACAUUCCCCUGGCGUUGCAAACAUCUUCUUUGCUACUGACCUCCGUGCUAUCUGUUCUGUUUCCAUCAAGCGACCGGUGAGGCGUGCGCAGACUCUGCACAGCCGCCGAUCGCGUCACCAGGUCAUAUCAGUUGGCCCUCCCUCCGGCUGCGCGCAUGUGCUCGGUCUGAGUGAGCAAUCCAGGCAUCCAGGUCAGAACAUAGAUGCACAAAAGACAAACAAUGCCAGCUCGACGCGGUCGUCCCUAUCCAUAAGGCCAAAACACACCUCGCAGGUGCUCGUCAACCAUGGCCUUCAACUUCAACUGGUCGCCCUUGUCCACGGACGCCGGCUUCCUACCGCGCGCCCAAGAACUCCUCACCAAUGCUCUCAAUCGAGCCGACCCUAAGCCUGCCAUCAUUGUCGACGACAUAAUCGUCAAUGAACUCAACCUGGGAGAUGUUCCUCCCGAGCUGGAGAUUUUGGAGAUCGGCGAUUUGGCAGAGGAUAGAUUCCGUGGAACUUUCAAGAUGAUGUACAAUGGGAACGCAUAUCUCACUCUCAAGACAAAAGUUCAAGCAAAUCCAUUGAACACAUACCUACGCACUCGCUCCGCGUUUGCUACACCACGACCCUUGGCUGCCGACACCGGUCUGACCAUACCACUUCAAAUCACCCUGUCCGAGUUCCGCUUGUCCGGCUUCAUUAUUCUUGUCUUUUCGAGACAGAAAGGGUUGACUCUGGUCUUUCGCAACGACCCUCUGGAGUCUCUACGCGUCUCCUCUACUUUUGACUCGAUACCUUUCGUUGCAAACUUCCUUCAAAAGGAGAUUGAAACCCAGCUACGCGGGCUGUUGAUGGACGAGCUGCCUGCUAUCAUCCAUCGACUUUCACUGCAGUUGUUAGUACCCGAGGAUAAAGCACGGGAGGAACGUCAGCUUGGGGCCACACAGAUAUCAAAAGAUGAAGUCGUGGUUGAUCCGUUGGCCAGUCCACCGCAAGACCCGGUCGACUCUACCGGCGCAGUGUUGACCCCGGCAGAAGUUGCAUCUUUAUCACUGGAUUCGUCGGUCGAGACGCAGUCAUUGUUUUCACGAAAGAAUCUCCUAAGAUUAGCUACCUUGACUGAUUCACACCGAACUUUGUCUUUGUUCACUCCAUCCAUUCGAGAUGCUGUUUUCCGUGCCUGGACCGGUCCAUUGGAACGAGGAGAGAUGACGGGCCUUCUGACCCGAACAACAACCCCAGCCCUGUCUCGCAGCCACUCGUACGCUGGGAGUCUCAGCACGUCGACGGCAUAUACCUUUGAUAGCGGAUGGUCUCGGCCACCUUUGUCGAGCUUCGCUUCUUCAGGCCACGGUCUGAGCAUGAGUGGUGGAAGACACGGGCAAGCACACAGAGCGCGCAGGAGGAAGAAGCGUGUAGUCGACCUGCGGCCUCAUCCGGAAACUGGGGAGCCUGAAUUGGUCGUCGAAGAUAGUUCAACAGCUGAUUCCACGAGUGUGUCGGAAAGCACAUCGACUGCAGCGUCCGUCUUCUCGGCACCCGCCGCCACCACCACCAUGUCUUCUGAUCCAACCCAAAGUGUCAAUCCUGUGACCCCGCCGAGAAGCCCUGUGGCAAUCAAGCGAGCAGCAACGUUCGAACCGAUCCGCCAGGGAGGGAUGCGGAGUGUCAGUGAAGGCACGCCCGCUCAGGAGUCCAUGGAUCAGAUCGAGGAACCCUCCUUGGACAUCCACCAAACACCCCGAGCUACGGAUCCUAACGCCACCAUUCGGCUUCGGACUCGAAGAACACUUCCUACUGCUUGCGAUGACGAUGAGACACCUCGAGCUUCGAUGUAUCUACUCGAUCAGAAGGAGCCACCCAUGUCUCAACAGCCGGCCGAACCUAAGGUUGUUGUCAGCGAGAAAGCUGAGCUCCACUCCAUCCCAGGCCCGUCGCGGCCAGCCCUUCCGAAUUUCCUUCAGUUUGUCGCCGACCCGUCAAAUGCAGGCAGCAUUGCAGAGCGUGCCUGGAUGAUGAAAAUGGCGAACGAGAUGGCGCAGCGGUAUGAAGAAGAAAGACUUAAAGGCAGCUUUGGACCAGUGUCCCGUGAAGAAGAGGCGAAUCCUCCUCCAGCCUACGCGCGAUAAUGCUUUUGGGGCACUUUUGAUUUUCCUUGAGCGAUGCUUUCAGACUAAAAGUUUGCGUUUCUUUUCUUGUGUACCACCAACUAAUGGCGUGAUGAGGAUACGAUGUUGAUGUAGAUAGAUUCAGACUCCUACGAGGCUCAGGAUCCUCUCGGAGGUCCAGAGAGCUGGGAUUACUACUAUUUCUAUGUACCGUUGUUUUGUGUACACGAUCUCAACGAUAUCAACAAGUCUCUGAAGAAUUGGUUCUUUACCCUUUUCGUCGCACAUUGCUGUUUAAUGUGGCCAGAGCCUUCCCCAAGUCGGUAUUUCUCCUGGAUUUUGGGAUUACUUGGUGACCUGGUCG